Messenger RNA from Punica granatum (pomegranate), 2565 nucleotides. The record is from RefSeq and is a predicted model, not a curated record. NCBI's taxonomy places the organism in Eukaryota, Viridiplantae, Streptophyta, Magnoliopsida, Myrtales, Lythraceae.
AUAUAUAUAUAUAUAUCAAAAAAAUAUCUGUGCGUGGAGAAAUUGCAGUUCUUCUUCGUCCUUUACUAGCCGGGCAGUUUGUUUGUAAAACCCUAGCUCUCUCUCUCUCUCUCUCGCUGUCCGGACGGUGUUGCUGAUUCGGAGCUACGAGACCUUAUGGCGGCGUCGCUUGGAGCUGCUAACACCGUGGUGCCGAGCGAUCCCAAGCUCAGGAUUCACAGUUUCAACGGGCUGAAGGCCUCGGGUUCGGUCGCUCUUGGCCGGCAGCUGAAUGUCCUGUCGGUCCCCUCUGCUUCCGGGAAGUCGGUCGUCCGGGCUGUGUCCACGCCAAUAAAGCCUGAGACUGCAGCUGAGCCGAAGCGGAGCAAGGUUGAGAUAAUUAAGGAACAUAGCAAUUUCAUAAGAUACCCUCUCAAUGAGGAGUUGUUGACGGAUGCCCCCAACAUAAAUGAGUCUGCUACCCAGAUUAUUAAAUUUCACGGGAGCUAUCAGCAGUACAACAGAGAUGAGCGUGGCGCAAAGAGCUACUCGUUCAUGAUUCGUACGAAGAAUCCCUUUGGGAAUGUCCCCAAUCAGCUCUAUCUUGUCAUGGAUGAUCUUGCAGACCAGUUUGGAAGCGGAACACUUCGCUUGACUACCAGGCAAACGUUUCAGCUCCAUGGCAUCUUGAAGCAGAACCUCAAGACUGUGAUGAGCACCAUAAUAAAAAACAUGGGUUCGACCCUUGGUGCAUGUGGUGAUCUCAAUCGCAAUGUUCUUGCUCCCGCCGCACCCUACACAACUAAGGAAUACGUGUUUGCUCAGCAGACUGCAGAGAAUGUUGCUGCUCUUCUCACUCCCCAGUCAGGUUUCUACUUCGACAUGUGGGUGAAUGGAGAGAAAGUCGGGCUGGAAGAUCCCCCGGAGGUGGUGAAGGCUCGUAAUGACAAUUCCCAUGGAACAAACUUCCCUGAUUCUCCUGAGCCAAUAUACGGGACUCAAUUCUUGCCAAGGAAAUUCAAAAUUGCUGUCACUGUGCCGACAGAUAACUCAGUAGAUAUCUUCACUAAUGACAUUGGCGUUGUUGUCAUCUCAGAUGACAAUGGAGAGCCUCAAGGCUUCAACUUAUACGUUGGUGGUGGUAUGGGAAGAACACAUAGGCAGGAGACUACUUUCCCUCGUCUUUCAACACCCUUGGGAUAUGUACCAAAAGAGGAUAUCUUGUACGCAAUUAAGGCUAUCGUUGUUACCCAGAGAGAUAAUGGGAGAAGAGAUGAUCGUAAGUAUAGCAGAAUGAAAUACUUGGUUGACUCCUGGGGAAUCGAGAAGUUUAGAAGCGUGGUUGAACAGUUCUAUGGAAAGAAGUUUGAGCCAAUACGUGACUUGCCAGAAUGGGAAUUCAAAAGCUAUCUGGGAUGGCAAAAGCAGGGUGAUAGUGGUUGGUUUUAUGGGCUUCAUGUUGAUAAUGGCCGUAUUGGAGGGAAGAUGAAGAAGACAUUGAGGGAGGUUAUUGAGAAGUAUAAUCUCAAUGUGCGUCUAACACCGAACCAGAACCUCAUCCUGUGUGAUAUACGCAGUGCAUGGAAGCGUCCAAUCACCAAGGCUCUUGCUCAGGGUGGUCUUCUGGAACCUAAAUAUGUGGACUCCCUCAAUUUAACUGCCAUGGCUUGCCCAGCAUUGCCUUUAUGCCCACUCGCAAUAACUGAGGCUGAACGGGGAAUACCUGAUAUUCUCAAGAGGGUCCGAGCUGUAUUCGAGAAGGUUGGUCUUAAGUACAAUGAGUCUGUAGUAAUUAGAGUGACUGGUUGCCCUAAUGGCUGUGCCCGACCUUACAUGGCUGAACUCGGACUUGUUGGUGAUGGUCCCAACAGCUAUCAGAUUUGGCUUGGUGGAACCCCCAACCAAACGACUUUGGCCAGAACAUUUAUGAACAAGGUUAAGGUUCAGGAGCUCGAAAAAGUUUUUGAGCCUCUUUUCUAUUACUGGAAACGAAAGAGACAAGCGAAAGAAUCAUUCGGCGAUUUCACAAACCGCAUGGGAUUCGAGAAACUUCAGGAUUGGGUUGACAAAUGGGAUGGAGUAGUGAAGAUGCCAGCACGAUACAAUCUCAAGCUUUUUGCUGAUAAGGGGACUUACGAGGCAAUGGAGGAGCUUGCACUUCUGCAGAACAAGAGUGCUCAUCAACUGGCCAUUGAGGUUGUCCGCAACUUUGUUGCCUCUCAACAGAAUGGGAAGAGUGAAUGAGCAAAUGAAGAAGAUUCCAGCGAGUUGUAGUUCUCUAAGAUGCAGGCUGCUGCUCGGAGUCAAAGGUUAAAUAAAAGGAUGACCCGGCACUUCUAGCUGUUACUGCAUGGUAACAGCUAACCUUCGACUAGAUUUGAAAUUUUGGUUCUUCAUCCACGAAAUUGGUGUAAUUGUUUUGCUUGCGUUUUGAUUUUUCUGAGCUAAACAAUUUAUCUGGUCGUUCUAUAUUUAGAUCGUUGGUCUGUGUAUUACUUGAUAUGUUUGGCUAUGUUUGGAGACAUUGGCAGAUGAUUAAUCCAACAUGUCUUUGUAUGACAGAAUGUGGAAAAACAAAUUUCAACU